This is a messenger RNA of Daktulosphaira vitifoliae (grape phylloxera), 1971 nucleotides long. RefSeq lists its product as uncharacterized. NCBI's taxonomy places the organism in Eukaryota, Metazoa, Arthropoda, Insecta, Hemiptera, Phylloxeridae. The transcript is spliced from 7 exons. Bases 186 to 1430 code for a protein of 414 amino acids. The record is from RefSeq and is a predicted model, not a curated record.
AUUCACGUAUUUUAUCUGACAAAUCAGUUUGAAACAUAAAUAGUUUUAUUAUCUUAAACUUAAGUGUAGAACAUUUUUACAAUGACGUAAUUUUGGUUGUAUUAUAUAAAUUUUUAUCACAUAAUAUUACAAUUUUAAUAACUUAAUAUUUUAUUGAAAAACUCUACUAACAAUUCAUUAAUAACAUGUCAAGACGUUUUAAAUUAUUUUGCCUAGUCAACUUUAUUUUGUUGUUAAUAUUUAUUUAUAAGUUAUGCACAUUUUACAACUUUACUCAAAAACAACCGUAUCCGUUUUGGCUCGAACAAUGCAAAGAUGCAGCUUGGCUACCAAAUCAGCCCAUACCUUUGCCAGAAUGGGGUGAUCCAAGAGACCCUUAUGAAAUUAAUUCUAUAAAUGAAUAUGACAAUUUGAAUAAAAGUUUUGAAAAUGUAUUACAAACACUGUUGAAAACAAACAACUAUGAUUCUCUACAUAAUUUCAUCAGGUUUUACAAACACUAUAAAAGUGGAAACUAUGAUUCAUUAGAAGAAUUUUUCAGAGAGUAUAAACCAAUACUAACAAGAGAUGCAAAUAAUUGUGUUGGACUGGCUUUGCUAUUGCUUGAAAGAUUAAUACUACUUGAUCAAAUUUAUCCUGGCAUUAAAAAAUGUUUAUACUUGGUAUCUUGUGAAAUGAGACUGCAAAAUAUUGAAAGAUAUGAAAUUAGAGACAAUCCAGAUCCAUGGGUUGUUGAUAAAGAACAUGUCUUAGUGGCUAUGAAGAUUAAGGUAAUUGGACGAAAUGGUAUCAUGAUACUCGAUCCAGGAUUUCAAAUUGGUAGAGUUAUUACUGUAAUGAAUGAUGGACUGAGCCCACAUACGGAUACAUUUAAAGCAGUAUCGUCUCCAGAAAAAAAAUAUAAUUAUCAAAUAGCAUUGGAUGGGAAAUAUUUGAAAUGGACAAUGUUUGAUAAUUUCACAAAGCCAGAAAUAAAUCUAAUUUAUAUCGAUGCUGCCUAUAUUACACCAGUUAGUGUCACUGAACGUCGCAACUUGAUUAGUAAAUUUAGAAGUAUAUUGUCGUCUAGUGAUAAAGGACAUUUAUUGGCUGGUGUAUACUUCAAAUCAAAUUAUAAAGCAGGCAUUCAUUUAUUUUAUGAGGACGAAGAAGAUAAAAAAAAUAAAGGUUCAAUCACAGUAUCGCCCAAAUAUUUUAUUUCACCAGAUAAAAUUGAUUCAAAUGUUGAAUAUAUGUUAGAAAAAUGUAGCAGGUAUCUAAGGUUACCAUUGAAUGAUUUACAAAACAUUUUAACAGAAAUUGCAUACAUUCUAGAAGAUGAACAAUUUCAAAUUAGUAUGCUGAAAAUUGAUAAUGAAAUUAUUGAACGAGCUAAACAUAAUAGCGAAAGUAUUGAUAGUAAUUAUAGCAAUUACAGUAAUUAUAGUUAGUUAUCAAAACCAAAUUAACUAAAAUGUAUAUAAAUAUUUUACAUAAAUUAAACUAUAUUUUAAAUUAAACAAAAAUUAUUUUAUUAUUAUUAUUGGUUAAGUAAUAACUGCACAUAUUAUUAGUAGUACCACUCUGCCUUGCACCACUUUAUCAAUCUUAAAAAGGUAGUCCUUUUACUUGAUUGUAAAAUACCAAUUUUAUAAGAAAUGUGAAGCAUCAUCUCUAAACAUUUGAUCCAAACAUGAAGCGGAGAGAGCCCAUAUCUUAAAUUAUUUUCGUUACAAGUCAAUGUUUUUAUUUUUUCUAUAUUAUUCAUAUCUUUAUGUGUACAUUUACAUACAAAACAUGUUUGGCUAGAUGUACUAGUUAAUUACCUUUCCGUCUACCAUAGUUAAAUAAAAAUGAUAAUUUACUUCAAACUGAUUAAAAACAAUAAGUGGUUUUAAAUUCAUAAUUUCAUUUUCAAUUUUUGUAACCUCUUUCCAUAUUAGAUAAGUGGUUUCUUUUUCAUUUAAAAAUUUUAACGGACGGCAAUAACGA